AAUUAUUUAUUUUACAUCGCUAUUGAUUCAAAAAUAUAUGUUUUACUGAUACGUGUCAUAUAAAAAUUAAUACUUCAGAACUUAAGGAUUAAAAAUGCAUACAGUUUUAACCAGAGGAAAUGCCACAAUUGCUUAUACGUUAUCAGUAUUAGCCUGCUUAACAUUUUGUUGUUUUAUUUCAACUGUAUUUCUGGACUACAGAGUUAAAUCUAAUAUUAAUACAGCUAAGAUUUUGGUAAAAAAUGUUCCAGAUUACGGUGCCUUGAGAGAAAAACACGACUUGGGAUUUAUCACCUUUGAUUUGGAAACUAACUUGACGAGUCUCUUUAAUUGGAAUGUAAAGCAGUUGUUCCUUUUUCUUACAGCGGAAUAUAGUACUGAAGAUAAUGUACUAAAUCAAGUUGUUUUAUGGGAUAAAAUCAUACGUAGAGGAGAGAAUGCGAUUUUAGACUUCAAAAAUAUGAAUACAAAAUAUUACUUUUGGGACGAUGGAAAUGGUUUAAGGAACAACAAAAAUGUAACACUUUACCUUUCAUGGAAUAUAAUUCCAAAUGCCGGAGUUUUGCCUACAGUGAUGUCAUUAGAUUCUCAUCAGUUCAAAUUUCCAGCAGAGUAUGCAUCAGCCUUAAUAUAAUUAUAAUUCCUGUUUUUAUAUUCCAUAACAAUUGUAUUUUAAAGUGUAAUACAGUCUAUUGGACUGUAUUACAAUAUAAUUAUAAUUCGUGUUUUUAUAUUCCAUAACAAUUGUAUUUUAAAGUGUAAUACAGUCUAUUAGGCAACAACACGUAUAACUUACAUCAAAUAAAACAACUAAAAAAUAAAUUAUUUGUGUCACAGAUAUAAAA
Messenger RNA from Lucilia cuprina (Australian sheep blowfly), 845 nucleotides. RefSeq names its product signal peptidase complex subunit 3 (gene Spase22-23). NCBI's taxonomy places the organism in Eukaryota, Metazoa, Arthropoda, Insecta, Diptera, Calliphoridae. The transcript has 3 exons. The coding region runs from base 95 to 634 and encodes 179 amino acids. Gene Ontology annotation, cellular component: membrane; signal peptidase complex. The record is from RefSeq and is a predicted model, not a curated record. Gene Ontology annotation, biological process: protein targeting to ER.